Vicia villosa (hairy vetch) is the source of this 974-nucleotide messenger RNA. RefSeq names its product transcription factor MYBS3-like. The coding region runs from base 97 to 855 and encodes 252 amino acids. Gene Ontology annotation, biological process: response to auxin; response to gibberellin; response to ethylene. The transcript has 3 exons. The record is from RefSeq and is a predicted model, not a curated record. Lineage: Eukaryota; Viridiplantae; Streptophyta; Magnoliopsida; Fabales; Fabaceae. Gene Ontology annotation, molecular function: DNA binding.
GUCAUCAUAUCAUAUAUACCACCAAACCAAUUCAUUUUCUCACCUUUCUCUCCUUAUCAUUCUCAUAACUAGAGACAUAUAUUUUGGUUUGUAACAAUGGGAAGAAGAAAAUGUUCACAUUGUGGUAAAAUAGGACAUAAUUGUAGGACAUGCACAUCCUUCACCACAAAACUUGUAGGACUUCGUCUCUUUGGUGUCCAACUUUCCUCCUCCUCAUCAUCAUCUAAUACCAUCAUCAAGAAAAGCUUUAGCAUGGACACUUUUCCCUCACCAACCUCUUCAUCUUCCUCAUUCUCUUCAUCAACCAUUCAUGAUAAUCAUCAUCACAAAUCCACCUCUAAUCUUGCCUAUCUAUCUGAUUGCUUUAUAGGUCCACCCCAAGAGAGGAAGAAAGGAGUUCCAUGGACAGAAGAAGAACAUAGAAUAUUUCUUGUUGGAUUAGAAAAGCUUGGAAAAGGAGACUGGAGAGGUAUCGCUAGAAACUUUGUCACUACAAGAACUCCUACACAAGUCGCAAGUCAUGCUCAAAAAUAUUUUAUCCGAUUAGCAACUCUCAAUAACAAGAAACGGCGAUCAAGUCUCUUUGACUUGGUUGGGAGCAAGAACACCAAGAGAGAAGGACAAGGUCAUAAAUUAGAGGAUACUAAGUGUAAUUGUGAAGUUGAAAAAGAAGAAGAAACCAAAUUAGAUACACAAGAAAUUAAUUACUCUAAAGUUAAUUGGUUACAUAAUCAUCAUUCUUCAAAUUAUGUAGCAGUGCCUAAUUUGGACCUUACACUUGCUGUUGCACCCCCUAAGGCUAAUCAACCCUCUCCAGCUGGCCCAUUUCUUCUAGGCCCAAUUAGGGUCACUUAAUUCAUUAAGUAUUGUGGAAUUUUUCAGAUUGAGUAAUUUUAAUUAUAAAUUUCUUGUCAAGUGUAACUUAACCUCAUGCACAAGAAGAUAUGAUCAAAAUGAGAUUACAUUUUUCUUGG